CUACUUCCAAAUCCACUACGACACACACACACACACACACGAAAAAAAAUGAAGGUUUUAAUGGUUUCCUGUUUGAUGGCCGUCAUCGUUCAAAUUCAAGCAACUGGAUAUGAAGCCAAGUCUUAUCCGUCAUAUCCUUCUGCGGCUUAUUAUCCUGCGCAUUCAGCAGAUAAAUCACGGCAAGAACAAAGCGGGGAGCCUUACUCAUUUGGUUAUCAUAUCAAAGAUGACCCAUCUUACAAUGUGUUUGGCCAGGAUGAGAAGAGCGAUGGCAAGAGAGUAUCGGGUUCCUAUUAUGUCCAGUUGCCGGACGGUCGUCAUCAGACGGUCAAUUACAAGGACGACGGUUACGGUUAUGUAGCUGACGUCACAUACGGAGACGUCAAGUACCCCAGCGCUCCGUCCUACACCAAGUACAAGCGCCAAGUCAAAUAUAAUGACGAUGUCCCUUCCUAUCCCAGUACCCUUUUCUAUCCAACGACACCUUACUAUCGCCCUUCUCCAUCCUACCCCGCACGGUACAACGACGUUCCUUCCUACCCCGCACAGUACAAAGACGUUCCUUCCUACCCCAAAAAUUAUUAGAAAAAUGCAAAUGAGCACUAAACAAUCGAGAGUGAAAUGGUAGUACGUUUUUAGAUCUUGGCAAUCUGUUUGUUAUGUUCAACGAUGAUACAAUAAACAUAUAGAAAGAGAAA
Daphnia carinata is the source of this 698-nucleotide messenger RNA. Its product is annotated as adhesive plaque matrix protein-like. The transcript is spliced from 3 exons. Bases 49 to 585 code for a protein of 178 amino acids. The record is from RefSeq and is a predicted model, not a curated record. Gene Ontology annotation, cellular component: extracellular matrix. NCBI's taxonomy places the organism in Eukaryota, Metazoa, Arthropoda, Branchiopoda, Diplostraca, Daphniidae.